Molecule: messenger RNA, 4106 nt
Organism: Schistosoma turkestanicum
Lineage: Eukaryota; Metazoa; Platyhelminthes; Trematoda; Strigeidida; Schistosomatidae
Source: the annotation of a GenBank genome assembly
GUUUGUCGCGGGCAACAUGAGUUUGUGUUAACUCAAGCACAAUGAAUACAGUCAGAGUAAUUACGGUUAGAUCAAAUCCAGCAUCAUGUCAGCAAGGCAGACCCCCAAGUCCAUUAAAAGCCACUGACACUGGUGAUCAUGCUACCUCCAGUCAAGAUUCUGAUAUAGAAUCUAAUGAAGAUGAAGAAUCGUGUAUAAAUGAAAAGAUUAGAGGAUUCGCAGAUUCCUCUGUUUCCAUUUAUGAACUAAUAGAUCAAACAAACUAUUUACAACAAUUUCCAAGCUGGCUUGGAUAUUGUGGUCCAGAAAAUAAAAAGAAAUAUUCACCAACUUUUAUUAAUCGAAAUGAUAAUAUAUGGGAACUCGUAUUUUCUGAACGUGGAUAUAUAGAUAUGCUGCUCAUUGUUAGAGAUUUGUAUAUGAAACCUUUCCCGAAAAUCGAUAUUAAUUCAGUCAAUGGUUUAUCUACAGAUAAUUUAUUAGGAAACACAGAUUUAUGUACAGCUUUAUUCCCGUGUAUUAAUGAGCUGGUUACAUCUCAUGAAAGAAUAUUUCGUGUUAUGGCCGGUUUACAUUUAGAUCGUGAAGAUCAUGUUAUACCCUCAUUGGGAUCUUAUUUGAUGCACUUAUUUGAUGCAGAUAGUCUUUCAACCUUAUCUAAGUUAUAUGGUCACUUUCUAUAUUCACAAAAACGUAUUCGUCAACGUUUGCUAGCCUGUAAAAAUCACCCACAAAUCGCAGCAUUUUUCCAGCAAGUGAAACAGAAUCCUCGUAGUUCACGUAAAUCUUUAGAAGAUUGUUAUAUGGUGAUUGUACAACGUUGGACCAAAGUAGAAACUUUACUUGAAUCAAUUAUUCGAAAUACAUUAAAUGAUGAUAAAGAGGUGACAAAUUUAGAAAUUUCUCGUAAUGCAGUUAGAUCAAUACUAAAAUCUGCUGAGGCCAUAUUAACAGAAUUUGAAUAUACUGGAAAGUUGAGAGAAUUCGCCAUGAAUUUAGAUGUGCCUAGUACAAGUAGCACAACAAUGACGUCACCAUCGGACGAACUGCAAUUGCUUAAUGAAUUGAAAGCACCCAAUGCAAAGUUACUUAACCAUGGACCACUAUAUGUUAAUCCAAUGGUUUUCGGCAGUGGACAACAGUCGAGUAGUACAUCAUACGAAGUAGAAGGUGUAGCAAUGAAAAGUUGCUUCUUUAUGCUACAAAAAAUACCGGACUCGAAUCGAUACCAAUUAUUUCGUGGAACAGAGAUGCCUCCUAUUCUUUGGUGGGGUCAAGUUUAUGGAUAUUUUCGAAAGUCAGGGGAGAAGGCCAGAUUCGGCUUCUACAUUCUUUUGCAUUCCGCUACCGCUUUAACAUUAUUCCGUUGUGCAACUGUAGAUGAGAUGACAAGAUGGGAAACUAUUUUCAAUGAUGGUUUCUCUCAGUGGCGAGAACACACGGAUACUUUUGAAAGUUUAUCUGAAGAAUUUUCUAAAGCUCGUGAUGAAAUUGCUGAAAAACAGAAACGAACAGAAGCUAUUCUUGAAUUACUACAUCAACUGAACGAUAAACGCCUUACAUUCUGGGGUGUAUGGGAAUUUAUUUCAUCGGUAUUAAUUAGUGAACGUUUAGCUGAAAUGAACUUGUUACCACCUAAAUCGGAAUCACAACAAUUGUCGUUUAUAUCAUCAACACAACAUAAUUCAAAUCGUGGAAGUAUUAGAGUAGACGUUACAUCACCUCCUACUACACCAAAUAAUACUACUCAACAACAACAACAACGACAACCAAUCCCUAUCAUGGAUAUUUUGAAAUUACAUACAUUUCUUUUAGAUCUUGAUACAUAUAAUGAUUUAGAUCAAUUAUUUGAUUUGUUUCAUGAAUAUGUUCACCGUUUGUCUUUCGCUCUUCUCAGUGGACCGUCUUCCAGUUUAUCCCGAAGUGCCUCAGAUGUUGAUGGUAGCAAACGACCUCAAAUAAAUUUACUUAAAAAGUAUGAAACAUUCAGUGCACAUGAUAAUUUCCCUGUGGCUAAUGAAUUACGAUCUUCAAUUGGUAUUAGUCGCUUCAAAUCUAAGAAGAGAGAUGUUCAUCGACUUAGUGCUACUAUGGCUAGCAUAUUUCGUACACCUAGUCGGGAUAAAAAUUUCUCUUUAAACAAUCAAUCAUCUACUGAUUCUGGUGCAAAUGGGUCUGGUGGAACACGUAAACCUAGCAAACAAUGCCAAUCUUUGUCCUCUGUAUCACGUAGUCAGAAACCAUCAUCCGGUCCUCCUAUACCUCCGCGUCCACCACUUACAGUUUUAGCUAGUUUAAAUGCCACUGGGGCAAGUGGAAAAGAAACAGAAGCUAAUGAACAACUUUCACCACCAUCCAGUCAAUUAUUAUCUUGCAAUCCUGACAAUUUAACUGAUGCAUCGAAUUCAUUGAUUGUUUCAAGUCAACCAUCUUCCGAGGCAUUAUUAUUACUUGGUGAAUUAAAUCAAAUAGCUAAUGUCCUUUUUCCUCAAAUACAAUUAUUACGUACUGAAAAUGUUGAAUUACGUUCUACUAUUGGUAAAUUAGAAGCUGAACAAUCAAAUUGGAAAGAUUUUCGUAAUCGUGAUAAUCAAAUGAUUAUGCGUACUUCAUUGAAUUCAGGAAGUGGUAGUACAACUCAUUCAGACAAUAUUAGUACUUAUGGUUAUUUAAUAGAUAAUACUACAGUGAAACAAGAAACAGAGAAAUUACGUCAAGAUUAUGAAAAUUUUACUAAAAAAUCUCAAGAUUGGGAGAAAGAAUAUCAAAAACAACGUUCAUCUAUUGAAAGAGAACAUAAUAAAAUUGCAAAAGAACGUCAAUUAUUAGAAAAUGAACGUUCCGAAUUGGAACAUCGUCAACGUCAAUAUGAAGAGUUACGGAGUACAUUACAAGCACAAUUAAAUAUGUACAAAAAAAUGGGUUUAAAAUUAACACCUAUGAAUAAUAAUGCACAAUUGCAAGAACUUCAAAGCAAUUUUAAUUCAGAUAAUUUCAAUGCACCGUUGAAUCGAAGCAAUUCAUCCUCUAUAAUGACAAAUUUAAUUGAUGAUUAUUUAAAUGAAUUAUCCGGUAAUCAUACUGAAACUAAUCAAACCACCACGGUGAAUAUCAAUGAUUUAAGAAAACCAAUACAUAUUUAUUCCAAUAGUGAUGAUUUAACAACAUAUCGAACUGUGACCAAAAAUCAUUCAACUAAUUUCAACCGAACCUAUACACAUUCUUCAGAUAUUGAAAUUACUCCGAGACCAUCACCUGUACCGUCUAUUUCAAUACGACAUGAUCAUGUACCGGAACAUUUACGUGGCAGUUUAGUUAAUCAACCUAUCAAUCCAAAAUCAUCAGAUAUUCUGUCCGAUAAUAUUCGUAAUCAAUUGAAUGAAACAUCAACGCUGAGUGUUAACAAUUUGACUACUGUUGGUGGUGGCGGCGGCGGCGGCGGUAGAAAAUCUACUCCCGGUUCUACUUCGUCUUCUUCUUCGUUAUUUUCCGAUUCUAAUCCCUUGAUGAAAUUAGUUGAUCAUACCACAAUACGAACAACUGGCUCACUUAAUAAAUCCAAAAAAUCCUAUCGUUCUAAAUCACAUCAUAAGGAUACUUAAAUGAUAAUGUGACUGACUAAUUCUUCAAAUUUAGUUAUGAUUUAUUUUUAAAUGCUUCAAUUCUUCAUUAUCAAUUCAUUUUAGAUGAUAUUAUUUCUUUUACAAUUAUUUUGUUUUUGCCUUAAUAUUGAUUUUAUAUGACAAAUGAUGAUGAUAUCGUUAAUCUCUGUGUGUAUAAUUCCUAUGGUUGGUUAGUUGGUUGGUUGGUUUGAUUCAUGGAAAUAUUUCUAUUUCUAUGAUAUUUUUUGUUCUGUAACAUUUCAUCAUUUCUUUCAUUUAUCAAAACAUAAAAUCAAGUAAUCCUAAUUCAGAUGAUUGAUAUUACUACUCAUUGACUGACUGGUGGUUAUUCAAAUUGAUCAUGAAACAACCUUGUCUACUGAUCAAAAUAUAUAUAUAUAUAUUUUACACCAUCUGAUGAUGAUAUAUAUUCCAUUGUGUAUAUUUAUAUUUAUUCAUUUAUAUAUAUAUUUUUUUUAUUAAUAAUAAUAAAAUGAUUAUUAU